Girardinichthys multiradiatus is the source of this 1634-nucleotide messenger RNA. RefSeq names its product methyl-CpG binding domain protein 3a (gene mbd3a). Bases 188 to 916 code for a protein of 242 amino acids. The record is from RefSeq and is a predicted model, not a curated record. NCBI's taxonomy places the organism in Eukaryota, Metazoa, Chordata, Actinopteri, Cyprinodontiformes, Goodeidae. The transcript is spliced from 7 exons.
GUGGCGCAUGCAUUUAAGUCGAUUAUUAUGUUGCGCGUCCGGCGGAGUGAUCUGCAGGCGUUAAAGGGUCCUGACAGCAGGAUUCGACAGCUCAAUAUACUGUAAUUUCAGAACAGGUAGAUUGCAGACUUUUUCCCCUUAUACUAUCGCAGAACCACCAGCCGACACAGCGAUACAAACUGGGACCAUGGAGAGAAAGAGUCUACCUGUUAAGCGAAUCCUCAACAAGCCCCAGAUUUUCCGCAGUGACCUUCGUACUGAUGUGAACGCCGGCCAGUCUCGGGCCGGGCGGUCGCUACAGGCCAAAGUGCAGAGAAGCAGACACAAGCAUCUCUAUGAUGGAAACCAUCAGAUCAAGGUCAAGCCUGAUUUAAACACAACACUCCCUGUUAGACAGACGGCUUCCAUUUUCAAACAGCCAGUGACUAAGAUAACAAACCAUCCCAACAACAAGGUGAAAACAGACCCUCAGAAAGCGGUGGACCAACCAAAACAACUGUUCUGGGAGAGGAAGUUGAGUGGGUUAAAUGCAUUUGACAUAGCAGAAGAGCUGGUGAAAACGAUGGACCUUCCCAAAGGCUUACAGGGUGUCGGGCCUGUGUGUUCUGACAAAACACUGCUUUCUGCCAUCGCCAGUGCCCUGCACACUAGCCCAGCUCCCAUCACCGGCCAGCUCACUGCUGCAGUGGAGAAAAACCCUGGAGUCUGGCUGAACACAGCACAGCCUCUCUGCAAAGCGUUUGUGGUGACUGAUGAUGACAUCAGGAGGCAGGAGGACCUGGUGCAGAAUGUGAGGAGGCGACUUGAAGAGGCCCUGAUGGCCGACUCUCUUGCUCAUAUAGAGGAUGUCACUGCAGAUGAAGCCGUCGACAAAGUGGAGAAGACAACUCAACUGCUGGAGAAGGAGGAGUUAUAGCCAAGGUUUGCUAAGAAACUCCACAUACUAAAAAGAACUCCUUUGGAUUUGUAUGUAGAAAAAGCAAAAACAAACGCAAUCUAUAAAUUUUCCUAACCUAAACAAAGACUUUCAUCUUUAUUGUUUUAUAUUUUUACAGUUGGUUGUGUAAUCCUAAAAGGGUGCUUUUGUGUGUGUGUGUUUUUAAAUUUUUUUUUUUUUUUUACCUCUACUAAUGUAAAGCAGCUGUGGAUGGUGCUCAUCACAAUGCAGUGUUACAUUUAGUUUCCAGCUGUUUUAACCUCAGUAUUGAAGUUACAAACCUCACAUAUGUGAAUUUCUGUGUUAUAAUGUUUAUGUCGGUUCUGCAAAGGCUGUAUAUUUUUAACUGUUCUCCCAGAUUGUGUUGCUUUAUAUUUUACUGAUACUGUAGGUAGUUUGUUAUACAGCGUGUUUCUGAAAGUAGAAAAGCUGCAGUAUUUUUAUAUGAGCACAGCACUUGUGGGGCUGUGAAUAAACGACUGUCUUCAAGUUUUAAUGGUUAGUUUUGUUCAUAAUACUUUGAGUUUUACUAAACCUGGGUCAUUGUAUUUGCAUUGUCAGAUAAAUUUUGUUCUUUUGCCAACAACAUUAAAGUUUGGAGAGUAACAUUGAAGAUCUGAAAAGACAACUGAAACACUGAUGUACUGUACAUCAUUACGAUAUUUCUGUUUGUGAAAUAAAUGCAGCUUCUUUAUAA